Messenger RNA from Linepithema humile (Argentine ant), 2562 nucleotides. Its product is annotated as nucleoredoxin-like. Gene Ontology annotation, cellular component: nucleus. NCBI's taxonomy places the organism in Eukaryota, Metazoa, Arthropoda, Insecta, Hymenoptera, Formicidae. The record is from RefSeq and is a predicted model, not a curated record. Gene Ontology annotation, molecular function: thioredoxin-disulfide reductase (NADPH) activity. Gene Ontology annotation, biological process: negative regulation of Wnt signaling pathway; negative regulation of protein ubiquitination.
ACUACGGUGCAGUAAUGGCGCAUAACAUUGUCAAAUGUCAUCAUAUGUCAUUUGAGCUGAUCAUUUUCCGUUCUUCAGUUGUGACUAAAUGAAUAUAUAUCUGUAUCAUUGGAAAUGCAAGUAGCGCGGCUGGAAUAAACGUAUCGAUCAAUGUUUCGCAUAUUUUAUUGGCAUGAUAAUGCCGAAGCACAAUAGAUCUCGUAUGCACGAGUACUGCUUAUUCAUAGUGCAAUUAAACAUCUUAUAUGAAAGGAUUGGUGAAAGCGAGCAAAAUGCAAUUACGCUUCAAAAUGAAAUGAUAUAUUCAUAAUUCGAUACUAUCGAAACAUGUUGCGAGCGAUUGGCUGCGCUAAGCCGGGUACGUCCGGUUUCGAUCACCGGUGUCGCUGCACUCAAAUGUGAAGUCGCGCGAGUUAGUAAAAUACGAAUCGAGCUGCAUCAGUUUGCAUCAGUGUGCGGUGGUGUGCGGUCGGUAGUUUGUACGGUGGAUCGGAGCGACGUCGGGCGGCAAAUCUGUCAACCUUUUUCUCCGUCGGAGAAUUCGUCGGCGCGCGUCGCCGGCAUAUGAAACGAGUUUAGUCGUGCAGCGGAACGAUGGCCGCGUGUAUCAACGAUGAACAGGUAUCUCCGACGAAUGCCGUGAGAAAGCCGUCGUUGACGGCGACCGGCGCCGCCGCUGCCGGCAAGCCGUUGUACUGGCAACAUCGGCUCUUCGGCAAACAGCUUGCACGUUGCAGUCAGGUUAACGACAUGAAGAAGUCUAUUGACUCGACGGCGACCUCGCUCAUCCACGAGGACGGCCAGCCGGUCUGCGAGAUCAUCGGCAUGUACUUCAGCUUCGUGAACCCCGGCGCGACCUGCGACGACUUCACGCGUCAGCUGGUCGAGCUCUACUCGAACGUUAACGGCGCGGACAACAACGGCGUCGGCGAGCGCGGCGAGAGGAGGAAGAGAUUCGAGGUGGUACACGUGGUUCUCUGGAGCAACGUGACCGACGUGCUCGACUUCGAGGAGAGCUUUCGCGCCCAUGUAGCCGAUUUGCCUUGGCUCGCUGUGCCGAAUCGGGAUUACGAAAGGAAGACAAGGCUCACUCGAAGGUAUCGGAUAAAAGCGGGCGUACCGACGUUGAUUUUAUUGGAGGGCACCAACGGGUCUGUAAUAACAAGAGGUGGAGUGGAGCGAACUGUCGCCGAUCCCAUCGGCGAGGAAUUCCCUUGGAGACCUCCACAUCCAAAAGCCACGCUUGAGGAUGGACCUCUUUUGCCGUGCGGCGCCCGCGGCAGCAAUGAACCCAUGUUGCACGAGGAGCUCCGUCAUUGUUUCAAGGGAGUUUACUUUAGUGCACAUUGGUGCCCACCUUGUAAAGCAUUCACCCCGCAACUUGUGGACACAUAUCAACGAAUCCGAGAGAGAGGUCACGAUUUCGAAGUAAUUUUCGUAAGUUCAGAUAGGAGCGAGGACUCCUAUAAUGCGUACACGGAAACAAUGCCUUGGUUAAGGAUACCUUUCACUCAAGAAGAAAGACGUCGAAAAUUGGCUAGGGCUCUCGACGUUCAAGCAAUCCCAACUCUGGUCAUUCUUGAUCCUCGCGAUAACAUAAUCACUCUGGAUGGACGCGCCGAGUUAAUCGAAGAUCCGGAAGGACUGAACUUUCCCUGGACAAGUAGAUUGCUGAACAUUUUAACAGAAAAGUACGCUACAUCGUUACACGAUGCUCCGGCUAUUAUCUUGUUUGUUGAGGGAGAAGACUGUGAGAUUCAAUUUGGAGAAAGCGUAUUAUUGCCAGCUGCAGAAGCAUAUAGAAAGAAUCAGCCGGAUUAUGAUCCAAAUUAUGAUGAUCCCAAUGAUGAUACAUUGCAAUUUUAUAUAGCUUUGGAUUGUGAAACUUCGGAUAUUCUCCGCGAAUUCAUUGAUUUGGACGACGCAGUACCUCUUUUGACCGCUAUCGACAUUCCGCGAGGGAUCUACGUAGUGAUGGAGUACGGCGCUGAAAUUACGGUGGACUCCGUACAACAGUUCGUCGAUGGAUUUCUCAACAAUCAAUUGCCGAUAAAUAAAAUAGCGGCAGUGCACAAAACAUCAAAAACAAACGAACACGUGCCGGCCUAAAAUCACAUAAAACGUUAAUUGAGCACAAAAUUUGUACUUGGCAAAUUUUAUAAGAGAAGGAGUUGUUCGAAGUUAUUCGAAUCAGAUGAAAAAGAUCUCUCUUUCACACUCUCUUUCUUUUAUACUCCUGUCUCUGUGAUAUUGUCGCUCUUUUCGUAGAGAAAUUUGCGCGUAAAUUAUACUUCUUUUAUAAUUCUUUAGUAACCAAAAGAUAUGUAUUAUACCACAGCCAAAAAUAAAUCGAUCAGAUUGUAUUUUUAAGUGUACGUACACGCACACGAAUACGUUAAUAUAUUAUAUAUUACGUAAUAAAUGCCACGUAGGCGUACUAUGGGAGUUCUUAUAUUUAUGAAAUAGCCCAUUGUUGUAGUUUACCGAGUUUUAUACAUUUGUCAUAGAAAUUUAAAGAUUUAUGCAAUCUCUAUAUACAAUUAUAUACAUUUGUAUUUUCUA